UUACGUUAGCACUUGUGAACCAGAGUGCAUGCUUUCUCUCUCCCUCUUUUCUUCCAGGAUAAGAUCUCAUCAUCUGAGGAAAUAUUAAAUACAUACCGACCCCACUUCUGAUAAACAAACACUGGUCUUAUCAAUCCCAAAUCCCCAAUUUACAAAACCAAAACUAAAAUUAAGAGAAACCCAUUGUUCUUUCUCAAAUUUCACAACUUGGGUUGGUCUUAAUUUCUGUUCAGCAUUUUUUUUUUUUGAAGUAGAAAGAAGGGAAUAAAUCUUCCACUUGUAGCAAGCUUUUAGCUUUAUUUCUCUGCUGCUACUGCGUAUGCAGGUUCUUUAUGCUCAGAGGGUUUACAUCUACAUGGGCUAUCUUCAUUCAUCUGCUCAACUGAGGCAGUGAGGUGGAAGGAGGAUUUGGUCGUGGAAAAUUGAAACGUUGAGAAUCAUGGGAAAUUUGUAUGAGGCAUCAAAUGGCCACAUGGUUGUGAGACAAUCCAAGGUCUCACUGCCCUGGCUUGAUGUAAGAGUCUUUUAUGUCAGAAUUAGCAAAUGUGAGAUUGAUGAUUCCGCUCCGGAGUUCCUCACAGUAAAUCACAUUCCAUUGGAUCCUGAUACCCUUCUUGAAGUCAAUGGUGUUAGAACUAGCAUCUAUUCAGAUGGGGCGACAACCCUUCUUAGAAGGGAUAGGUUAGAUAAGAAGUCCGAAGAAGCCACAUUUGUGAGCACUGACAGCAUAAGGAUGACUGGAAGUGUGAAGUUUGAGGUUUUGGACAAAGACGUUGUGGUCUUAUCUGGCGUUCUAGAACUGUGUAAUAGUAAUGGUUUCGUUGCGGAAACAGAUCAUCAUGGUCAGAGAUGGAGCAUGAGUUGUGAAUCAGAUAUAGUUGCAAGCACUGGCUUCUUUAAAGGAAGGCAAUUUAUGGGGCCAGAGUCUGCUUCGCCUUCGAUUGAGGUAUACAUUGCCGGGUCCUUCUCGGGCACUCCAAUAAUUUUAACGAAGACUUUACAGCUCGGUCUUUGCAAGAGGCAUGUGAGGAAAGGGUUGCUGGAUUCCAUACCGGAGUAUGAGGCAACUGAAGACCAGAAAAACAAUCCUCAUAGGUUCGCUUUUCAGCGAUUCACCUGUGAAACUUUCUUAUUGCAUAAGCACCGAAAAAGUAUGUAAAUUGUUGCGUGUUAGAUCCACCGGCUAGAUAAUGAAUUGUUGUAGCGGCACAGGCUCAUGUUGUGAAGCUAAAGGUCGUCGUACCCAGUGCACAAGGCUCCCGCUUUAUGCAGGGUCUGGGGGAGGUAAAUGUCGGCUAGCCUUACCCCCAUUUAUGGAGAGGCUGCUCCCAAGUCAACAGAACAAAACUCAUUUUAUCAUCGUAUAUGUUCUCGAGUUGUUUAUGUUAGAGAUAUAUGAUAUUCCUGUGCUUUUUGCUGAUCAAUCAAGAAUCUAUCAAAAGGAACGGCUACUAUGUUAGGUGAUAAGACAAUGCAAAUCUAGUACCUCAAAGUACACUGAAAUUCUCUCUUGUUUACUUGUCUGCGAGGUCAUAUUGCGUAUCAUGCAUACCGGCAGGACUGAAUUCAUUGGUUCUUUUUGAAACCCUUCUGUGCAGCACGGUGGUUUGUUUCUACUAAAAGAAAAUCAUUCCGUCUCUGUUAAACAUCUUUGUAACAUGCUCUCGUUUUAAGGCCUCCUUUGGUGUCUAGGAUUCGACCGGAAUGGAUUACCAACCAGAUUUAGCGUAUGUUAAAAGUCAGAAAUGGAUUCCAACUUAGAAAUGUUGUCUGCGUUGAAGGUAGAAGAUGGAUUAGUCAUACAUAGAAUAGAAUGCAUCCAUUAACAUUCAACAUACAUUGAAUGUGCGAUUUAUCCAUUCCAAUUCAAUCCAAUCGUUGGCACCAAACGAGCCCCGAGGGUUUUUGAUGACGGUCUAGUUCAGUCUGAAUCUUUUCUUA
Malus domestica (apple) is the source of this 1941-nucleotide messenger RNA. NCBI's taxonomy places the organism in Eukaryota, Viridiplantae, Streptophyta, Magnoliopsida, Rosales, Rosaceae. The record is from RefSeq and is a predicted model, not a curated record.